Molecule: messenger RNA, 6032 nt
Organism: Pimephales promelas (fathead minnow)
Lineage: Eukaryota; Metazoa; Chordata; Actinopteri; Cypriniformes; Leuciscidae
Source: RefSeq, a predicted model, not a curated record
UGUCCACUUGGUCAGUGAGGGUCAGAAGGGGCUUUAAAGCUCAGUUUGAUGUCAGAUAGCAGAAGAUCAUGGCUGAUAAAGAGGAGUUGGGGAUCAGACUGAAGAAGCUGCUGGUGAGGCUGAAUCUUCAAGAGGGGAAACAGUUGGGCACUAUGGUCCAGAUCAUACAGGACCUGCUGUUCCUGUCCCACACAGAUCACUGUGUUGAGCUGUUUGCGGAUCAAAACGUCCAUGUGCCUCUGAUGCUGGUCCUGUCAGCUCAUCUCAACAGCAAAGUUCAGCAGGUUGGCUGGUCUCUGUUGUGUCGUCUGAUGGAGAUCUGUCCAACCACUCUGGAUAGUCUUACCAACCCAGUGGAGUUUAUAGAGGUGCACAAGCUGAUCCUUAAGGUGCUCUCAGUGUAUCAUAAUGAAGCCAAGAUGAUGAUGGUGGGCCUGAGAGCUCUGGCUCUGCUACUUAAGUCAGGUGAGAUUGUGAUGCAGGUUCUGGAUGUGGAGGAAGUGGAUGUGUUUUUCCUGGUCCUGGAGGCCAUGAGGUCUUUCAGUGACAGAGAAGAGGUUCAGCUUCAGGGAUGUGCUGCUUUACAACCACUGCUGCAGACAGUGUCUGAGGAUCAUCUGGUGGAGUUUGUUGAGAAGAAGGACCAUGAGGUGGUUUUGAAUGCGCUGAGCCGGUUCAUGGACAGUGAGAAUGUGGUUCUGCGAGUGCUGAGGGUCCUCGUACCGCUGGCUGCUCCGGCCAGCAAUGUUGAGAUUCUGAUGUCCAAAAGCGUUAAAUGCUACAGCCUAGCGUGUCAGGCUAUGGAGAUGUGGCUCAACUCUGAGGCGAUACAGGAGGCCGGUUGCUGUUUGUUAAGGAAAUUGACAUCAGAGAGUUACUACAAUAUAUUGGUGCUGAAUGGUGUCCAUAAAGUAGCAAUGAAAGCAUGCGUCUCGUAUCCUGAGAACGCCACAGUGCAGAUCCAAGCCCUUUCCUGUCUGAGCGCGCUCGUGGAGUGUGUUGUACAGAAUGAAGGGUUGGAGAGAGAGAGAGAGGAGGACGAGGCGGAACAGGAAGUUGUGUCCACUGAAGCGGAGGAGAUGCUCGUGUGGAGAGAGGCCUGUUAUACGGCUUUACAGAGACAUGCUGAAGACGCCACAGUACAGGAAGUGGCGUGUUGGGCCUUGAACAGCUUGCUGCUCCACUGCAACACGUCCGGCCCCGUGGAACUGGAAGGAAGGCCUCCUCUUCACACACUCAUCAUGGCUGCGAUGCUUCUGCACUCCUCCUGUGUGGGAGUGUUUCAGGCUGCUACCUGUACAUUACACACACUAAUACAGCACAACAGAAGGAUGAGAGAUCUGCUGCUAUCCCUUGGCAUCCAUUUCAACAUUGUGGAUCUGAUGCGGAAACACGCCAGCUCCAGUGUCGUGUGUGAAAGUGCCUGCAAACUGCUUCACACACUCUUUCAGGGAGCGAGGGCCAGUCUUGAUGAAGGGGCCCUGGUUCUCGGACAGAUCCUGAGUGCUCUGAGGACACACAACUUCGUUCCUGAGGUUCAGCUGGAUGGACUCAGAGCCAGUUUAGUUCUUCUCAACCCAGACAGGAGUUUAAGAGAACAUGGCCACUCUGUAGCGGAUCCUGACACGGUGGGUGUGUCGCUGCGGGUCCUGAAGAACCAGUGUGUGCUGGAGGGAGCGCACACGGUCUAUCUAGAAGCACUUAAUAGGUUUAUCAGUAGUAAGGAGAUUCAAGAGUGUGGACUUGGCGUCCUCUCAGCGCUAGCCGACUGUUCUGGAGCUGUGGACCUCAUGUGCCAGCAGGGGGCGAUCGACACGGUUCUUCAUACGCUGCAGAUGUUUCCACAGGAGCGCGACAUUCACUACUGGGCCCUCAGUCUCCUGUUUCACCUCAUCUCUAAGAAGAAGCUGUCCCGUACGAUGGUGCCUGUCCUGGCCUUUGUUUUGGUCAGUUCUGUACGGCAACACAAAGAGGACACAGUCAUGCUUCUAAAGGGAUUUCAGGCGGUGUGGAAGUUGUUGGACACCUGCUCGAGUGCCGCAGCAUGGCUGCAGAAAGAGGCUUUCGAGAAAGAGAUCUUUCAGGUCCUGCGGGAGAAGACGGGAGACCAGCGUCGAGAUCCAUUGCAGGGAAUGAGUUGCCUGUGCCUGUGUAAGAUGGUGGCGGACCCUGAGAUCAUGUACCUGCUGCUGGAGCGAGCGUGCGAGGACGGAGAUGUGGACAUGGCAGAAUGUCUCAUUAAGCUGGGCGCUGAUGUCAACAAGAAAACAAAGAGCGAUUCGCUCAUUUAUCAGUUGUGUGAUCGGGGGGCUCCUCUGGCCUUGCUGGAGCUGCUGGUUUCUGCAGGUGUUCAUGAGCAGCAGUUGCGUGGAGCUCUGAGCGUGUGUAUCAGGAGGGGUGAGGACACUGUGGUCACGCUCCUGCUCAGGCGUUUGGGCCUGGACCGCACCAACAGCGCCCUGUGCCUCGGGAGCUUCCGCCUCGGACAGAUGAAGGCAACGUGGCUCAGCGCUCUGCUCUCUGAGUGCAGGACUCAAUCUCCAACGAGCGACAAGAACAGUAAAGGUCAGCGUUUGGCCAGACAGAUCUUGUCACUCCAGAGGAGGAAAGAGUUUUCGGGAGUCAGUAGAUUACAGAGUGAUGUCAGCACAUUCGGAUACUUAACGGACGAGGAAAGUGACGACUCGCACAUUUCCUUAGAUGAAAGCUUAGUCUUCAUGUUUGAUGGCUUGGAGAGUGACGGGAGUGACGGACCUUCACAUGGAUUAUUGCCGUUCAACGAUUCACCAGAAGAGGGCAGAAAACCUGCUUGGAGAAAUCACAGUCGAUGUAGACGUGCCAAUUCAGAGGGAUGUCAUCGUGAGACAGAUGCAAGCAUCCCUCUGUAUAGGCGCUUUAACUCUCACAACACCAGAGGGCAGGGGUUCGUGGAAAGCUCGACUCCUGGUGCAGUUCCCCCGGACAUAGACAAAGACCCCAUCCGUCUGCUCGACCUAUCAGGGAAUGAGCUGAGCAAUCUGUCCUGUUUGAUGGAUGUGAGCUCUCUUAAGCGACAGAUCGAAAACCUUCUUCGGCUUGAUCUGAGUAAAAACAGUCUAUCAGAGUUUCCCAGUGUUCUCUGUCAGAGUUUAAGAAGUCUAACCCGUCUAGAUCUCCAAGGGAACCAGUUGCAGUCUCUUCCCGGAGAACUCCUGCGUUUGCCGGCUCUGAGCGCGCUCAAUGUGUCACACAACUGCAUCGGUCCACUUCUGCUGCUGGACCCGAGUGUGUGCAGUCCAUCCUUACGCCAGCUCAACCUCUCCUUCAACCAGAUCACCGUCUUCCCCUUCCAGCUGGGCCAGGCCACGCGCCGACUGGAGGAGCUCUCGCUGGAGGGCAAUCAGAUAUCAGAGCUGUCUCUCCCUCUCUGUCUGGCUGAAUUGAGAGUUUUAGAUGUCAGUAAGAAUCAGGUUAAAAUGGUUUCAGACAACUUCCUCACAGAAUGUGUCAAGAUGGAAACGUUCACCGCUUCUGUUAACCAAAUCAGUUCAUUGUCACACCUUCCCUCAAAAAUAACCACAAUCAAAUUAUCAAUGAACAAUUUUACAAGUGUUCCAGAAAUAAUCAUGAACUUGCCAUCUUUGCGUUCGGUGGACAUGAGAAAGAACAGCAUUAGUGUUCUUCUGGGUCCAGCUUCAUGGGUCAGUGUAAACCUGAGAGAGCUGAUGUUCAGUCAUAAUCACAUCUCCACACUCGACCUGAGCGGCCCGGUGUACAAGUGGGCCCGACUGGAGAAACUCCAUUUAAGCUCCAAUAAACUCACUGAGAUCCCUCCUCAGAUUGGUAUGUUGGAGGACCUGACGUCUCUAGAUGUCAGUCAGAAUGAAGGUUUGCGCUCUUUCCCCGAUGAGAUGGGAAAGCUGGCUCAUUUAUGGGAUCUACCUCUAGACGGUCUGCAGCUCCAGCUGGACCUCAAACACAUCGGAAGCAAAACCAAAGACAUCAUCAGGUUCUUGCAGCAGCGUCUGAAGAAAGCUGUCCCAUAUUACCGCAUGAAGCUCAUUGUGGUGGGCAGCCCGUGUAGCGGGAAGAGCUCUUUGAUUCGGCAGCUGAUGAGACUCAAGCGCUCUCAGUGGCGAUCCGAUCAGCACACCAUCGGCGUCCGCAACUGGGCCGUCAGGAACAAAGAAAAGAGGAACAUGCAGCUGAAUGUUUGGGAGCUAUCUGGUGCUGAAGAAUGCAGUGGCUUUCACCCUCACUUUAUGAGCUCCAGAGCUCUCUAUCUAGUGCUGUAUGACCUGAAGAAAGGACCCAGUGAGAUAGACACCAUAAAACACUGGCUCUUUAACAUUAAAGCUGUAGCUGGACAGUCUCCUGUGAUUGUGAUUGGAACUCAUGCAGAUGUGUGUGAAGAGCACCACAUACAGGAGUGUGUUCUGAAGCUGCGAGAGGAGCUGCUGUCUCAGACCGGGUUUCCAGUGAUCAAAGAGAACCUCAUGCUAUGUGCCUGUGAGGAGUCCGAGUCCAUCAACAAGUUACGCAAAGCCAUCUACAGAGAGCUCAUUGAGUUUAAGAUCCAGGGUCAGCCAGUGAUGGGGCAGCUGAUUCCAGACUGUUACGUGGAGCUGGAGAGGAGAGUUCUGCAGGAGAGGUCACAUGUGCCGGCUGAUUUCCCAGUGCUCAGGCAUAGCAGAUUACUGGAGAUCAUACAGGAAACACAGCUGCAGCUAGAGGAGGGAGAGUUACCCCACGCUAUCCACUUCCUCAGCGAGGCCGGUGUCCUGCUGCACUUUGAUGAUCCAGUGCUUCAGCUAAAAGAUUUAUACUUCAUUGACCCGCAAUGGCUUUGUGACGUCAUCUCACAGACGCUGACGCUCAAGAGCCCUGAUCAGUGGGACAGCACUAGAGGAGUGGUGCAGCGCUCCACGGUAGAGAAGUUUCUGGACAAAAGUCCCUGUUUCCCCAAGAAUCAUCUGACUCAGUACUUCAAACUUUUGGAGAAGUUUCAAAUAGCCUUGCCCUUUGGAGAUGACCAGUUACUUAUACCGAGCAGACUGUCAGAUCACAGGCCGGUGUUUGAGCUCCCUCACUGUGAGAAUUCAGAGGUGAUUGUUCGGCUCUAUGAGAUGCCGUACUUCCCCAUGGGAUACUGGUCCAGGCAGAUCAGCCGUCUUUUGGAAGUGUCUGCUUUCCUGCUCUACGGCAGAGAGAAAGCAUUAAGACCAAACCGGAUCUACUGGAGCAAGGGCAUCUAUCUGAGCUGGUCUACUGAAGCUUACUGUCUAGUGGAGGCCUCGUCUCUAGAAGACAACUCUGCUAGCUUCAUCAAGAUCACUGUGCCCUGCUCUCGCAAAGGUCAUGUGUUGUUUGGGCAGGUGGUGGAUCACAUUGACUCUCUGCUGGAGGAAUGGUUUCCAGGCCUUCUCGCCACUGACGUCCAUGGCACUGGGGAGACACUGCUUAAGAAAUGGGCUCUGUACAGCUUUAGUGAUGGACAAAACUUCCAGAAGAUGCUGCUGGAAGAUCUACUCUCCAAGAUCAGCGCAGAUGGUUUGCUGGUGAACCCAGAAGACCCCAGCUGUACUCUGCCCAUCUCUCAGAUCUCACCGGACCUGGUACUGAGCGACCAGCUUCCCAGCACCAUGCUGGAUCCAGAGCAGCUGGAGAUGGAGCUCUCUAAAGAGUAUCUGUUGGGGGAUGGUGGUUUCGGGUCUGUAUAUAAAGCGGUGUACAAGAACGAAGAAGUUGCUGUGAAGAUUUUUAAUAAACAUGCAUCUGCGCUUUAUGUUCAUCGGCUGGUACGACAGGAACUGGCAGUACUUGGCCGACUGUGUCACCCCAGUCUGGUGGGGCUUUUGGCCGCCGGUUGUAACCCGCACAUUCUGGUGAUGGAACUCGCCCCAUGUGGCUCUCUGGACUCGCUGUUUGAGCGUGAAAAUGGUAGUCUCAGCCGCAAGCUACAGCACAGGAUAGCACUGCAUGUGGCAGAUGGCCUCAGGUGGCGCGGUUGUGUGCAGGCAAGCGGGCUGUGCUGCCAACUCGUUGGCUGCUAA